Ilyonectria robusta is the source of this 579-nucleotide messenger RNA. Its product is annotated as mitochondrial ribosomal protein L37-domain-containing protein. The coding region runs from base 1 to 579 and encodes 192 amino acids. Gene Ontology annotation, cellular component: mitochondrial large ribosomal subunit. Gene Ontology annotation, molecular function: structural constituent of ribosome. The transcript has 2 exons. The record is from RefSeq and is a predicted model, not a curated record. Lineage: Eukaryota; Fungi; Ascomycota; Sordariomycetes; Hypocreales; Nectriaceae.
AUGUUCUGCACCAGGUGCCUUCGCGCCACCGCGCUGCGGCGCCCACUCCCAAUCAUUCGCCAAUUCUCGACGACGAUCCCCUUCCGAUCCGCCGAGCCUGUCCUCUCGACCCCCAUCGCCGAGGCUGGCGAGUCCAAGGACGCCCCAAUUUCACGGUCCUCGUGCCCCGCUGGAACCAAGCUCACUGGGCUUAACUACCUGAAGAAUGGCCAAGACCCGGUUGCGCUGAAGGAUGAGGAGUAUCCCGAGUGGUUGUGGUCGUGCCUGGACGUGAUCAAGUCAAACAAGGAUUCCGCAGAUGAUGGUGCCGGAGACGAGUUCUCGAAAUCGAAGAAACAGCGAAAACUCGCAGCAAAGCGCCAGAAGACCAUGGAGGCUCAAGCACUCGCCUCGGGUAAUCUCGACGCCCUAGCCCCCAAGAUCCCCCUGCAGCACCAGUCCGUCAACAUCACCGGUGACGAGAACAGCACUGUCGAGCACAAUAUCGAGGCGGCGCAGAAAAGAGAGGAACUGAAGAAGGCGAUGCGCAAGGAAAGGAAGGCAAAGAUCAAGGAGGCCAACUACCUGAAGUCUAUGUAA